GCCGUGGCUCUUACUACAUCGGCCCAGGGCGGGAGGGUGUCUCUGCUCUCCCCCACCCCCUGCCAUGGGCAGGACCUGGCCAGGGUAUAAAGAGGUCAGAAGGCUGAGCCUCCCCCACUUUUCUCUCCUGCUCGGUGCUUCCUCUCUCUGGGUCUGGUCCUGACAGCUGCCAUGGCACACCCUCUGGAGAAGGCCCUGGAUGUGAUGGUGUCCACCUUCCACAAAUACUCGGCUAAGGACGGUGACAAGUUCAAGCUCAACAGGUCAGAGCUACAGGAGCUGCUGACCCGGGAGCUUCCCAGCUUCUUGGGGAAAAGAACAGACGAAGCUGCGUUCCAGAAGCUGAUGAGCAACUUGGACAGCAACAAGGACAACGAGGUGGACUUCCAGGAGUACUGUGUCUUCCUGUCCUGCAUCGCCAUGAUGUGUAACGAAUUCUUCGAAGGCUGCCCCGAUAAGCAGCCCCGGAAGAAAUGAAUGCUCCUCCUAUGUCGUCGGGGGGCUCUCCUGGCUGGGGUCUCCCCUGCUGGCAGUGGGGGUGCUGCGAUGUGUGCAUGUGCAUCCUGCUGAGCAAAUUCAAUAAAGGUUCUUGGAAACCAUGA
This is a messenger RNA of Trichechus manatus latirostris (Florida manatee), 602 nucleotides long. RefSeq names its product protein S100-A4. Lineage: Eukaryota; Metazoa; Chordata; Mammalia; Sirenia; Trichechidae. The transcript has 3 exons. Gene Ontology annotation, molecular function: RAGE receptor binding; transition metal ion binding; calcium-dependent protein binding. The coding region runs from base 172 to 477 and encodes 101 amino acids. Gene Ontology annotation, biological process: positive regulation of canonical NF-kappaB signal transduction. The record is from RefSeq and is a predicted model, not a curated record. Gene Ontology annotation, cellular component: nucleus; perinuclear region of cytoplasm.